Messenger RNA from Aspergillus novofumigatus IBT 16806, 666 nucleotides. RefSeq lists its product as uncharacterized. The record is from RefSeq and is a predicted model, not a curated record. The coding region runs from base 1 to 666 and encodes 221 amino acids. The transcript has 3 exons. Lineage: Eukaryota; Fungi; Ascomycota; Eurotiomycetes; Eurotiales; Aspergillaceae.
AUGGCUUGGUAUAGAGCCUUACUCCCUUGCAAGUCAUGGUGGCAGAAGGUCCUGGGUCGUAACAGCACUAAUAAGGACGGACAGAAUGAAGACGACCAGGCUCCGUUAAUUAAUCAGAUGCCUAUUUUCAAGGAAAUCACAAUUAUGAGUACUACUGCAAAGUACAUUAAUAGUGAAAAAGUCAUGGAGCACAUUGUCAUGGAGACCAAGCACAUUGAUGACCAAGGACACACCUGCAUCAAUAACUGUGAUUUAAACAGCAUUGCAGAAACCAGACAUUCUAGACAUAGCUCUAUCAGCCUUUCAGAUCAAAGUACAAUUAUUGAUGACGCGAAGUCCCUGGAAGAACCUGAACUCUUUGCUGCUCACUCUCCAUACGUUGACAACUCAACCAGCGAGUGGAUGGUUAGACUCUACUACAAGCAAUCAGUACGCCUCGAUGAACUUGAGAUCAGAGGCCUUGAAUCUCGUAUCCCAGGGUCUGACGAUGAUCCAAUCGAGACCCACUGUCAUUAUCAAGGAGAGGAUUUUUGGCUUUAUGUUCCUUAUUCGUAUGCCAGAGCUCGAAUAGUUUUAAACAUUGCCCUGAACGCCUACUUUAAGAAGAAGUGCAUUUCUAAUCCUAAGUCUUCUGCUGCCAUCACUAAUCAUCCCUAUCAAGAGUAA